UUUGUCCAAAUGGCGUUGCCGUAUUAUUUCUGCUGCAGUGCUACUUCCGUGUACAUUUUGGCCAGCGCCUCACUAAUAAUUCUUAUCAAAUUGGUAUUGUUUAUACAGGAGCCUUGACUCCGUGCGGCCUGUCCCUCAAUUAUUGGACUAAAACGUAAUUGAUUACAUUUUAGUUUCCGGAGAAAAUCGUAUUCGUGUACGUUAAAGCUUCGCAAGAUAGCUUCGCUUAGCUUAGCUAGCUAACUGCGAACAAGGCGACGCAUUUUGCUGGAAGCGGAGAUCAAGUUUUGUACUUGCCGCGUGGCAAUGUGUGCAAUCAGUGUGAAAGAGGAGUACGAAGAGGAGCUAUGUCGUCUAAAAGAGAACGAUGGACAACGUCUAUUGUCAGACGCUGUAGUGAAGACUCCUCGAGUUGUGUCGCACAGAGCAGACCACACUAAAAAGCACCACGGUCCUCAGUGCCCUUCCGUUAAAAAAGAAGUAGAGGAAGAGUCCCCCCACAUUAAAGAGGAAGAAGAGCCUGAUCACAAAUGUGCUGGAUCACAUCAAGAUAGUCUCUUAGCUCCACAAUCAGAUUGUGACAUAUCGUCACACCCUUCUGACAGUGACACUGAUGAUGAACGCUCGAAAGGUUUCAUUAAUUACACUGGAACCACAUCCAGCGCUGGCAUUGGAUGUGGAAAGAAAGACAGAACUGCCACAGAAAAUGCAACUGCAAUCCCUGAAGUCGAUGAUGAAGACAACGAUGGGAUUGAUUCCUCCACUUCCACGAAAGAACUAUCCGUGUGCGAAAUUAACACCGAAGAGCCAGUUUGUCUUUCCCGGAAAGCGUUGGAUGCAGAACAACAACAUCAGGCAGAAACAGAAUCGUUUUCUUUCACUGAAGGGAAUUUUGAGUGUGAAAUGGUAAUUUUCUUGCAUAGACUUCGGACGGUGAAAAAAAGCAAAUCAGAAGCAUUGGAAAUUGUCGUACUUAUCCAAACAGUGGAUAAAAAGUCUACACACCCUUGUUCAAAUGCAAUUUUUUGUGAGAUAAAAAAAAAAAACUAAUGUGACAAUUUCGAUUUGGUUGAGAUGGAAAAUUUACCAAUGCUGUAUUUGCCUGUUUGAUGCAAGAUGUUUGUUUGUUGAGAUGAAAGUGUUCAAUAUUUUGCACCAUAACAAAAAAGAGAAUCUGAUGCCGUUGCUAUUUUUUAUGGUCUUCAUGAAAUCUUUGGUAGAGUUCGAGGAGUGGUCAAGUAAAUCUGACAUUAAGACAGGGGUCAUUCAUGGUGGAAAAAGUGUAGACAUGAUUUUUACACUCAUGUUUUUUUUUUUUUAAAUAUCAGAGUUGGCACUUGAACAAGGUUGAAUCAGGGGUGGUAAAAAAACCCCACUAAUUUUACUAUGAAUGAAGAAGCAUUUGCAAGCUACGGAAUGACACAACAAUUUUUUUUUUCCCAGAGGAGCAGAGUUCUCUCUCCCUGGAAAUGUUAGAUGAAGACCAGCAUCCGCCAGCAGAUUCAUUUUCUUACACUGAAGAGGCUUUCGUGUGUCAAAUGCACAAGCCACGGUCCAGAGAGAGCUUCCACAGCAGAGAGCUGCCACAGCGUCAGAGGGAUCUGAUAGUUGAAAGGUAUCAGUCGGGAGAAGGGUACAAAAAAAUUUCCAAGGCAUUAAGUAUACCAUGGAGCACAGUGAAAAGCGUCAUCGUCAAGUGGAGAAAAAAUGGCACCACGGUCCCGUUACCAAGAACCGGACGGCCCUCCAAAAUUGACGAAAAGACGAGAAGAGAACUGGUCAGGGAGGCUGUCAGGAGGCCGACGGCAACACUGAAGGAGCUGCAAGAAUUCCUGGCAAGUACUGGCUGUUCGGUACAUGUGACAACAAUCUCCCGACUCCUUCAUAUGUCUGGACUUUGGGGUAGGGUGACAAGAUAAGGGGUGAAACCUUUACGACUCAAGUCGUAAGUUCUCAUGUUUUUACGCCAAUGUUUACUUGAAGGUCCAUGCAAGUGUGUUUAUUUUGUUUGAUUGGGGUUGAUGGACAUCGGCUCUUUUGAUUGUUGGCGUGGGAGGACCAUCUCUUUAAGAGCAGAAUUGCAAUGACAAAAAGAGAACAGUAACCCUCGUCUACCCUCUUCCAACUGGCCGCACGAUGAAAAUUGUUUGUAAAUCAAACCCCCGGCUCAAUCAAGAAGAGGUGAACCAGCACUUUGAUAGUUUUCUUUGGAAGGAAGGUGAACAAAUUGUAUUUUGGUUGUGUAGCACUUUUCCAUCAAUUAUGGAAUUCAAAGCGCUUCACCUACUGAUGGCGCAGUAUGGGGGGUGUUCAACAUCUUGCUCAAGGACACUUUGACAUCGUCACAAGGGUCGGGGAUCGAACCCACAACCUCUACCCUGAUCCAUGCCACUCCCGUUGAGUGAGAAAUGUUUUUGUUUUUUCUCCUUGGUGCACCCUGAAUGAAAUCAUUUUUUGCAAAAUAAUAUAUCCAUGGUAAAACCAGGAAUAUUGUGAAUAAAUAUUUUUAUUUUA
This is a messenger RNA of Hippocampus zosterae (dwarf seahorse), 2514 nucleotides long. RefSeq lists its product as uncharacterized. The transcript has 6 exons. The record is from RefSeq and is a predicted model, not a curated record. NCBI's taxonomy places the organism in Eukaryota, Metazoa, Chordata, Actinopteri, Syngnathiformes, Syngnathidae. Bases 307 to 1050 code for a protein of 247 amino acids.